AGACACUCCUCUGAGCACCGCAGAGACAGGCACUCUGACCGUAUACAGUCAUGUGAGAAAGGGAGGAACCCAGCUGCUGCUCCCUGUGAUGGCAGCGUACUAAGAGCUCAGGCAAGAAGAGGAAGUGAACAGCACUCUUUGAAACAAGAGGCCGUUUGAUAACAGUCUGUUGAUCUUGCUCUAUCUGUCUCUCCCUCUUUCUUGCGCAUUUCUCUGGAGAGGCAUCAGAAAUUGUCAACAGAAGGAGACUAGUCUGCCGCCCUACUGGAACAGCUGGAACGUUCAACAAUGGAACGGGAGAAUGUUCUAGAGUAUGAUGAGCGAACUUCUCCACAAACAGAGGUGUGGAGAAGGCAGGAGAGACAUCAAGAGGCAGGAGAGGAGGAUGAGGCCAUGGAGGCAGUGUUACAGAGAGGAGGAGCGAAGGAUGAGAUGCAGGAAACCCAACAUGGAGCCUCUGCUCCGCCUGCCUCCUCCUCGCCCCCACCCCUGGCUGCGGGCCCUGAGCUGAGGCUGGUGCUGUUGGGGCAGACUGGCGCGGGCAAGAGCGCCGCGGGGAACAGCAUCUUGGGGCGCCGGGCGUUUGAGAUCAAGGCCUCCGGGGGAGCAACUGGAACGCAUGGUUGUGAGAGCAGAACAGCGACAGUUGCUGGAAGACAGCUGACCGUGGUGGACACGCCAGACUGGUUCCGCUCGGAGCUCUCCCCGGAGGACAUCCAGCAGCAGAUCCGCUCCUGCCUGGCCCUGGUGGCCCCCGGGCCCCACGCCUUCCUGCUGUGCGUCCCCGUGGACCAGCCCGCCUCCGUGGAGCUGCUGGGGCUGGAGGCCCUGGAGGCGGUGUUCGGGCCCGGGGCCGUCGGACGCCACACGCUGCUCCUCUUCACUCACAUGGACCGGCUGUCCGAGGGGCUCAGUCUGGAGGACUACGUGACCAGCAGGGAGCGCCGCGACCUCCUGAAGCUGGUGGAGAGAUGCGGGGACCACUACCAUGCCCUGGAGAGAGGGAGAGGAGGAGGAGGAGGAGGAGGAGGAGGAGGAGAGGGGGAACAGGAGGAAACGGAGAGGAGGAGUGUGGAGGAGCUGCUGCAGAAGGUAGAGCAGGUGGUGAGGGAGAGCGGGGUGGACUUCCACGCCUGGCCCCCUGCCCCCAAGGAGCCCGAGCAGCGCGGCGGGCUGAGGAGGGACAGAGACGAGAGGUCAGAGAUGGACAGAGAGCCCGUCUCGUCCUCCCCCUCCGCCCCGUCACCUCCAGAGCCUGAGGAAGAGCCAGAGCCAGAGCCAGAGCCAGAGCCAGAGGCUGAGGCUGAGGCUGGGCCCGCACAGGCGCCGGACACCACGGAGACCCGCGACGACGAUCUCACAGAGGGCGGUGACGACCUCGUGGAGGGCGAUGACGACGACCCCUCUCUCGCUCCCGCCGCGCCCCCUCCCUCCUUCCUGCGGGGCUUGUGGGACACGCUGGUCGGGUGGCUGAGCAACAUCCCCGGGCUGGUGAGGGGCACCUCCCUGCUGGGGUCCCUGGUGGGGUUCUUUGUGGGGGGGCCGGUGGGCAGGAUGCUGGGGGGCGCGGUGGGCUCCGUGGCCACUGAGGUGGGCAGGAGGAGGCGCGUGAAGAAGACACAGUGAAGGGAAGGUGCACACACAAGCAGCAGCAGAGACACUUGUUUACACUGAUAAAUAAAAGGCAUAGCCGCUUAGUUACGCACUGUAGGAGAGUAUACAGCUAUUGCUAAGCAAGGGCACACAAAGGCGUUUGGCUGAGAGAGCUUGUUUACUGGGGAGCCACAGUGAGCUCGGUCCAAUAGGAUCUUUUUUUUUAUUUUUAUAUUUUUUUAUCAUAUUUAAGGCUGUAAUUGUUUUAAUUGUAUCAGUCAGUCAGCUUUUAUUUGCACUUGAGGGAGCACAUGGGGACAUUUUAACACUGCUGAACCACAUUCACACACUGUAAUGUAAUGUAAAUGUACACUACAGGCUUACAAAAACACGUAUUAACACUAUAGGUUAAUUAAUGAAUUAAACAAAAACAUAGGCUAUUAAAUUGUGUUUUCUGUAAUUCAUUGUAUGAUUACUGCAGAGUCAAACCUCAUUGGUAUGCAAUAAAAUUUUAGGAGAAAAACAAAUAUCCUCAUUUCUAGGAUUAAAAUAUCUAGGACUAACUUGGAGUUAGAGAGUUAUCAUUUCAACUAAACAAAAACAUGCACAAAUUUAAGGAAAUUACUUUUCUGCAUACUUUGAGUUUAACUCUUUUUUAUAUUACGUUAACAUGUUUUUUCCUCAUGGAGAUGCACGUGUUUUUUUGAUGCCUGGUCUGUGCCUCCUGACAUUACGCAGGCAUACAUGAUUUGGCAUGAUAUAUCAGCUUAAUGAUGUAUGCCUGACAAGAAAUUACACAAAUCAAUUAUCCACUUUGAAUUUGGAUAUGAGAAGUGGAAUUUGAAAUUAAAACAAGUGCAAUUACUGUGUUAUUGAGUCAAUUCAGCUCCACAGACAUGGGGCCUCUGGCUACUGAUUGCAAGGCUUCAAUUUACUGCACACUGUGAUAUAAUGCAAAUUAUACUUACAUUUCACUCUGAACUUCUGGAGAACACCUUAGAUGGUUAUCAAAAAAUGGGGUAUUAUUGAGGUUAAAAUACUAAUUUAUGCUUUUACACUUUUUUAUUUUCUUCAAUUCAUAUAUGGGUU
Molecule: messenger RNA, 2682 nt
Organism: Sardina pilchardus (European sardine)
Lineage: Eukaryota; Metazoa; Chordata; Actinopteri; Clupeiformes; Clupeidae
Exons: 5
Coding region: 289-1626 (445 amino acids)
Molecular function (GO): GTP binding
Source: RefSeq, a predicted model, not a curated record